AUGAAACAAUCUACGAUAGCAUCCGAAGUGGAUUAUCCAGAGCUUGAAAAUGGACGGCACGGCUCAGUGUUCUCUGUUUCGGGACCUAUCAUCAUUGCGGAGAACAUGAGAGGCUGCUGUAUGUACGAACUUUGCCGAGUAGGGUACGACCAGUUAGUGGGAGAGGUCAUCAGAAUAGAGAGAGACAGGAUUACCAUACAAACCUUCGAGGAAACAAGUGGUAUAGCAGUCGGCGAUCCUGUCACUGGUACAGGACAGCCACUAGCUGUUGAACUUGGGCCUGGAUUGAUGGGCACAAUCUACGACGGAAUCCAAAGACCGUUGGAAGCUAUAUCGUCCCUGGCAAAAACCAUCUACAUCCCAUGUGGAAUUGAUGUCCCGUCGCUCGACCGUAAAAAAUCCUGGGACUUCAAGCCGGGAACGUUCAGAGUCGGAGAUCACAUCACUGGCGGCGAUAUCUGGGGAAGUGUCAUCGAGAAUAACUUACUUGAUGACCACAAAAUCAUGCUUCCGCCGCAGAAGCUUUUGGCAGUUAAGUUUGACGGGAAAACCACGGAGUAUAGUAUGAUGCAUGUGUGGCCGAGGACCCUAGAUGCUCUCUUCCCAUGCGCCCAGGGCGGUACAGUAUGCAUCCCUGGUGCGUUCGGAAGUGGCAAGACCGUCAUCAGCCAAAGCAUUUCCAAAUUCUCGAACAGCGAUAUCAUCGUGUAUGUCGGCUGUGGGGAGCGUGGUAAUGAAAUGGCUGAGGUCUUGAUGGAAUUUUCUAUGCGGUCAAUAAAGCUCGAGGGUACAUCAGAGCCUAUACUGAAGCGAACUUGCCUCAUCGCCAACACCUCUAACAUGCCUGUCGCCGCUCGUGAAGCUUCAAUCUACACUGCUAUCACUAUCUCGGAGUAUUUCCGUGAUCAAGGGAAAAAUGUGACGUUGAUGGCCGAUUCAACCUCUCGUUGGGCCGAAGCCUUGCGUGAAAUAUCAGGUCGCCUAGGUGAAAUGCCUGCGGAUCAAGGGUUCCCUGCGUAUCUAGGAUCCAAGCUGGCUUCGUUCUAUGAGCGUGCUGGACGGAUCGUGGCUCAUGGCAGCCCGAAAAGAAAGGGUAGCGUCAGCAUUAUCGGUGCAGUCAGCCCUCCCGGUGGAGACUUUUCAGACCCCGUCACCAGCAGUACUCUUGGUAUUGUUCAGGUGUUUUGGGGCCUUGACACAAAGUUAGCACAGAGAAAGCACUUUCCGUCCGUCAACAUCUCGUUAUCCUACAGCAAAUACCUAGCAGUAUUGGAUGAAUACUACGAGAAAGAACACCUUGGCUUUCCGCAGCUGAGGGAAAAGAUAAAAGAGCUUCUAUAUUCCUCUGACAACUUGAAACAGCUAAUACAGCUGGUCGGCAAGGCUGCACUAGAUGACCACGACAGGAUAACACUUGAUGUGGCUUCACUGGUUGAAGAAGAUUUUCUACAGCAGAAUGGAUACAGUGAGUAUGACGAGUUUUGCCCUUUAUGGAAAACUGAGUAUAUGAUGAAAGCUUUUAUGCGUUUCCAUGAUGAGAGCCAACGAGUUAUAUCUGAGGGUCAUAACUGGGCAAAAAUCAAACAACUCACUGGAGGUAUUUCAAGCACACUCCGAAAUAUGAAGUUCGAGAUGGCUGAUGAUGAGGACACUGUGUCAGUGAAGGUGAGGAGUAGCGCGAAGUGCUAUUAUUUGAUCUAG
This is a messenger RNA of Penicillium subrubescens, 1701 nucleotides long. Its product is annotated as vacuolar ATP synthase catalytic subunit A. Gene Ontology annotation, molecular function: ATP hydrolysis activity; ATP binding; proton-transporting ATPase activity, rotational mechanism. The coding region runs from base 1 to 1701 and encodes 566 amino acids. Gene Ontology annotation, cellular component: proton-transporting V-type ATPase, V1 domain; fungal-type vacuole membrane. NCBI's taxonomy places the organism in Eukaryota, Fungi, Ascomycota, Eurotiomycetes, Eurotiales, Aspergillaceae. Gene Ontology annotation, biological process: proton transmembrane transport; ATP metabolic process. The record is from RefSeq and is a predicted model, not a curated record. The transcript is spliced from 6 exons.